GAGGGGGAGAGGGGCGGGAGGAGAGGAAGGGGGGCCGAGGGACAACUUUUCCAACAUGUGAGGCUCUGGCGGAGCAACAGCAAGUGCUUUCUGGAGCGGAGGCUGGAGGCUGGAGGCCGGAGGCUGGCCGGGCCCCUCGUAAAGGCAUACCUACUUGGAGAGAGCUGAUGGAGUGAGAAGCCAUCAUGGAAGCCCAGUCCCACAAUUCCACAGCCAGCGAGAAGAAGAAAGUGGAGUCUCCCAUCGCCAAAUGCCCCACUCGGGCAGAUGUCAGCGAGAAGGCGGCAGCUUCCAGUACCACGUCCAAUGAGGAUGAGAAUCCUGUACAGACCUAUCCCCGAGAGAGGAGAAACGCCGUGGCCAUGCAGCCACAGAGUGGCCAAGGGCUUAGUAAGAUCAGCGAGGAGCCUUCCACGUCCAGUGAGGAGCGGGCCUCACUGAUAAAGAAGGAGAUCCAUGGAUCCAUGCCUCACCUUGCAGAGCCCUCCGUGCCAUACCGCGGAACCGUGUUUGCCAUGGACCCCAGGAAUGGCUACAUGGAGCCCCAUUACCAUCCUCCUCAUCUUUUCCCAGCAUUCCACCCUCCGGUCCCGAUCGAUGCGAGGCAUCACGAGGGACGUUACCAUUAUGAACCGUCUCCCAUCCCUCCACUGCACGUCGGGCCUCGCCCGGGCCCCAAGGAAACACGGACGGGGCUCCGAGCGAACUCAAAGCACGCCGAGCUCUUCUGCACCCCAGGACGGACAUUCCAGCGCAGGCCUGUCAGCCGUUCCGCGGAGCUUCUGCGGUGCCGACAGGACGGCGAUCUCUUCUGGCGCGGGGAGGGCUCGGCCAGGGCGGGCUCCCCGUGCUCGGGGCUCCGGCUCCGGCCAGCCGCGGGCGUCUUUGCCCCGAGCUCAAAGACCUCCGGGCUAGGGAACGAGGAGGUGACUGCAGAUGAGAAAGCUCGGCGAAAGGAGCUGCUCCUCCGCCCAGGUCAGGAACAGACUGGACUUCGGCUCAAGUCUUGCCUCUGUGCGGGGCUUCGAGCCUCAGUCUCCCCGUUUCCUGGCUGUGGACUCGUGGAAUGGCUCUCUGGGGGCCCUGAAGGGAGCCGUCUAGUCUGUACCGUGUACGUGGAAAGUCGCGGAGAUUCACAGUCCGAGUUCUGGAGAGUCUUGAGCCCAUCCAGCCCCCCAGGCGCGUCCCCUCAGGCCGGGGGGCCAGAAGAGGGCCCUGCCCUUCGCUGGGCUGCCCCCUUGCCCAUCCUCGGCUUCCUGGCGGGAGGGGAUGUGCGUCGGCGUUACUCUCAGGACGUCUCCCCGGGGCACCCUCGGCCGGCCGUGGUCCUGAGUGGCUCAGCCCAGCCUGCGGUGGCCCCGGGGUGCCCGUGGUCCCGAGUGGCUCAGCCCAGCCUGCGGUGGCCCCGGGGUGCCCGUGGUCCCGAGUGGCUCAGCCCAGCCUGCGGUGUCCCCGGGGUGCCCGUGGUCCCGAGUGGCUCAGCCCAGCCUGCGGCGGCCCCGGGGUGCCCGGCUCUGCCCCGCUCAGGGCGGAGGGUCGCCCCCCAUGCCGGGGUCAGUCCGGCCGAGUACUACCACCACCAGAUGGCCCUGCUGGCCGGCCAGCGCAGCCCCUACGCGGACAUCCUCCCUUCGGCGGCAGCUCCGGGCGCCGGGGCCAUCCACAUGGAGUACCUCCACGCCAUGGACGGCACCAGAUUUCCCAGCCCCAGGCUGUCCACCAGACCAAGCCGGAAGCGGACGCUGUCCAUCUCCCCACUAUCGGACCAUAGCUUUGACCUUCAGACCAUGAUAAGGACAUCGCCCAACUCCCUGGUCACCAUCCUUAAUAAUUCCCGCAGCAGCUCAUCGGCCAGCGGCUCCUACGGUCACUUGUCUGCAAGUGCCAUAAGCCCGGCCGCGCUGAGCUUCACGUACCCUCCCACCCCGGUCUCUUUCCAGCACAUGCAUCAGCAGAUUCUCAGCCGCCAACAGAGCCUGGGCUCGGCCUUCGGACACAGCCCUCCGCUCAUCCACCCGGCCCCCACCUUUCCUACUCAGAGACCCAUUCCCGGCAUCCCGAGCGUCCUGAACCCCGUUCAAGUGAGCUCCGGGCUAUCUGAGGCCACGCAGCAGCACAAGCCCACCAGCGAGUCUGCAGUGAGUAGCACGGGGGACCCCAUGCACAACAAGCGAUCCAAGAUCAAGGCUGACGAGGACCUGCCCAGCCCAGGGGCCGGAAGUCUGCAGGAACAGCCUGAAGGAAUGACCCUGGUCAAGGAGGAAGGCGACAAAGAUGAGAGCAAGCACGAGCCCGAAGUGGUCUAUGAGACGAAUUGUCACUGGGAGGGCUGCGCGCGGGAGUUUGACACCCAGGAGCAGCUCGUGCAUCACAUCAAUAAUGACCACAUCCAUGGGGAAAAGAAGGAAUUUGUGUGCCGAUGGCUAGAUUGCUCAAGAGAACAGAAACCCUUCAAAGCUCAGUAUAUGCUGGUGGUCCAUAUGAGACGACAUACAGGAGAGAAACCACAUAAAUGCACUUUUGAAGGUUGUACCAAGGCCUACUCCAGGCUAGAAAACUUGAAAACCCACCUGCGAUCUCACACUGGAGAGAAACCGUACGUCUGCGAGCACGAAGGCUGCAACAAGGCGUUCUCCAACGCUUCAGACCGAGCCAAGCAUCAGAACAGGACCCAUUCCAAUGAGAAACCCUACGUGUGCAAGAUCCCUGGCUGCACCAAACGGUACACGGACCCCAGCUCCCUCCGCAAACACGUGAAGACUGUGCAUGGCCCCGAGGCGCAUGUCACCAAGAAGCAGCGUGGGGACCUCCAUCCCCGGCCUCCACCCCCUCGGGAGCCCGGCAGCCAUGCCCCCUCCCGUUCUCCUGGCCAGCAGACUCAGGGGACCCUGAGUGAGCAGAAGGACCUCAGCAACUCUACCUCAAAGCGGGACGAAUGCCUGCAAGUGAAAACGGUCAAGUCCGAGAAGCCAAUGACAUCUCAGCCAAGCCCUGGUGGUCAGUCUUCAUGCAGCAGCCAGCAGUCCCCCAGCAGCCCCUAUUCCAACAGUGGGAUCGAGCUUCAUCUGACCAACGGAGGCAGCGUAGGAGACCUCAGCGCCAUUGACGAAACCCCCAUCAUGGACUCUACCAUUUCCACGGCAACCACCGCUCUUGCCUUGCAAGCUCGGAGGAACACGACAGGGACCAAAUGGAUGGAGCAAGUAAAAGCAGAAAGAUUUAAACAAGUGAAUGGAAUGCUUCCACGACUGAACCCCAUCCCACCUCCAAAAGCCCCUGUGCUAGCUCCUCUCAUAGGAAACGGAAUACAGUCCAAUCCCAGCUGCAGCGUGAAUGGGCCCAUGACGAUCCUCCCCAGCAGGAACGAGCUGUCCAGCGUGGACGUCACGGUGCUGAACGUGCUGAACCGCAGGGACAGCAACACCAGCACCAUCAGCUCGGCCUACCUGAGCAGCCGCAGGUCCUCGGGCAUCUCCCCCUGCUUCUCCAGCCGCAGGUCCAGCGAGGCCUCCCAGGCCGAGGGCCGGCCCCAGAACGUCAGCGUGGCCGACUCCUACGACCCCAUCUCCACGGACGCCUCCCGCCGCUCCAGCGAGGCCAGUCAAGCGGACGGGCUGCCCAGCCUCCUGAGCCUCACCCCUGCCCAGCAGUACCGGCUGAAGGCCAAGUACGCGGCGGCCACCGGGGGGCCCCCUCCCACCCCAUUGCCCAACAUGGAAAGGAUGAGCCUGAAGACGAGGAUGGCGCUGAUGGGGGACUGCAGGGAGGCCGGCCUCUCCCCGUUCCCCCCGGCCCACCCUCCCCGCAGGUGCAGCGACGGCGGCACCCUCGGCUACGGGCGGCGGAGCCUUCUGCCGCACGACGUGCUGGGGAACGGGGUGAGAAGGGCCAGCGACCCCGUGCGGAUGGUCUCCGAGAGCCUGGCCCUGCCUCGGGUUCAGCGUGUCAACAGCCUCAAUAGCUUUAACCCUCCUGCCUUGCCUCCAUCCGUGGAAAAGCAGCCCUUGGCGCUCCAGAACUCCGCGCGGCCCGAGGGCGGCCUGUUCCGCGGCUUCUACUCGUCCCCGUGUCCCCCGAGCAUCAGCGAGCACGUGACCCUGGAGUCCCUGCCCAUGGAGCCCGACGCCAGCCUCAACGACGAGGACUUCCUGCCCGACGAUGUGGUGCAGUACCUGAACGCUCAGGGCCACACCGGCUACGAGCAGCCUUUCCCAAGCGGCGUCCCCGACAGCGGCAAAGUGCCCCACGGGAGCCCCCUGGCGGGCGGCCCCCUCGGGCUGGAGCAGCCCCACCUGGCGGCCGGCCACGCCCUCUCCCCGUACCACGCGCCGGAGCCAGCCAGUUCGGAAGGCAGCAAGAGCGACCUGCCCAUUCAGUGGAACGAAGUGAGCUCGGGCAGUGCCGACCUGUCCCCGUCCAAGCUCAAGUGUGGCCCGCGGCCGCGAGCCUUUGGCUUGUACAAUAACGUGCUCGUCCAGCAGCAGCAUCCUCUGAGGAACGGAGUGGCCCCAGCCGGUGGCUACCAGCAGCUGGUGGAAAACAGUCCCUGCGGCCUGCCGGAGAACCUGCUCCCCAACAGCGGCGGAAGCAGCAACGGCCCCAACGGAACUCCCUUCCAUUUGGCGUCGGCCAAGGCUCAGCCCUACGGGGACAGCCUAAAUCGGCAGGCGGCCCUGGGCGGGGCCUUAGACGUUCCCUGCGCUUCCUUGAUUCCGGGACCGAAGCUGAGAAGCAGCGGCCUGCCCUUGAGCGGAAGCCAGCCCAACUACGGCAUGGCGGUGGCCCCAGGCGAGCUUCCCAGCGCCCUAGCCAAUGGCCCCCAGAAUCAGCCCCUGGCGGAAGGGACUCACUUCCCCACUGUCAGUCGGUCCAGUCAGAUGAUGUUAGGGCAGGUCAGUCCUACCUCACAAAGCGGCGCCUACCAAGGGCCGGAGGGCUGUGUGCCCGCGGGGUCCCAUGGCAUUGGGAAUCCCCAAUCGAAUCUGGCCCUGGCAAAGACUUACCAAGCAUAUGCCAGCUACGGGGGCGGAAGGCGGCAGCUCAUGCUGAGGAAUAGCCUCGCCCAACAACAAGGACAUGCCAGUGACGCCAAUCAGACCUGCAGGGUCAAUGGCAUUAAGAUGGAGACCCAAGGUCAGUCCCAACAGCUCUGCUCUAAUGUGCCACAUUACUCUGGUCAGUUGUAUGACCAAACCCUGGGCUUUAGUCAGCAAGACCUGAAAACGGGUUCUUUCUCCCUUUCGGAAGCUAACUGCUUGCUUCAGGGGGCUGGCACCGAAAACUCUGAGCUGCUCUCCCCAGGCGCUAACCAGGUGACCAGCACAGUGGAUAACCUUGACAGCAACAGCCUGGAAGGGGUUCAGAUUGAUUUUGACGCCAUCAUAGAUGAUGGGGACCAUGCCAGCUUAAUUUCAGGAGCCCUGAGUCCGAGCAUCAUUCAGAAUCUUUCCCACAAUUCCUCUCGCCUCACCACUCCACGAGCAUCUAUGACAUUCCCCGCCUUGCCCGUUAACACCACCAACAUGGCGAUUGGGGACAUGAGCUCUUUGCUGACCUCCCUUGCAGAAGAAAGCAAGUUUCUAGCAGUUAUGCAAUAGAAGUUGGGAAAAUUAAGAUAAAGAAAAAAUAGAAACAACUUUAGGAAUUUUCAAAGGUGAAAUGGAUUCUUUUUAGUUGUGUAUGUAUUUUUGUAAUCUCAUCUCACCUGAAUGGGAUGUGUUUCAAGUAUAUUCCUUUUAUGGAAAAAGGACUCUGAGAAACCCUAAAGUGUUGUAGGGAGAAACUGUCUUCCAUUUCAAUUUCGAAUCAGUAUUGUUAGACCCAUUCGCCUCUUCCUUGUCCCUUUUCCUUCCCCCCAACGCUCUGUAACCUGGUUAGGGAAUGUAAACCAAUGUAAAUGUGUCAUAUGCAUGUUUUCCAAAAGAGAAGUCUGGGGAAAAGCCCGAUGGAAUAAUUUUCUGUUACUCAAAAGGCACACAAGUGUUAGGACUGAUUUCCCAAGGAUCAUGCUUCCAUUUUCCCUUUACCAUUCUGAAUUUGAUUACACUGGGCACAAUAAGCAGAGAAUAGAAUGGGAUCCCCAAUGGUGUAUUAGAUGGUGUGUCCAACAGCCUUGCUGCAUCUUCUCCUCUCUCAUCCACUGGCCUGCAUCCCACCCUAAGUGAGUCCAUAGCAGACUUUUUAUCGCUUUUUAUGGACCCAGGGAAAUAAGGGAACUCUGAGAGAUGAACUAGACCAUUCUCCAGGUUUUUGCUUUUUUUUUUCCCUCCUAGACAGUCUGUGAAUCAAAAUGUGUAUGAGUGAGGCUGUGUCAAUGGUACUUCUCAGGUAUCUUUGUUUUUCUUCCUCUUCCUCCUCUAUCUUUCUUCUUAACUUUUAGACAUCCCUCUGGUUUUUGAGCCCUUAAGCCAGAGGAAGAGAAAGGGAAAGAGAUGGCAGCCCAGUUAGAUAAUUGGGGGAAAGUUUGGUGGAUACUGAAACUAAAGCUAUUGAGUAGAGUAUCAAUGAGGAUGAUCCAUGAGUCGUCUUCUCUCCACUGUGCCCGGAGAGGACUGAAAAUUAGUUGUUUUUAGAGAGCUCUGAAUUUCAAGUUAUCCAAAUAAGCCCCCCUUCCCCCUGCCGCUGGCCAUGUAUUUAGCAUCUGUUAACUGCUAUAAUCAUGAAGGAGUAUUUCUAUGUUAAACUUCUAUUUUAAGGGAUUUCUAAAAGAGUAAGAGGGGGGAAAUCACUUUUUCUUUUUUCUUUUUUUUUUUUGUAUUGCACUUGGGUAUAAAUCGCUUAACUCAUUUGGAAGUACAAUGGAAGCUAUAUACAACAGUUGUGUGAACACUCUUAUUUUUUUGCCAGUAUCUAUUAAAUGCCACAUCAGUUUUGAAAAAUAAUAAAUUUUAUAUUCAGUUUGUCCAUAAUGUAGAGUAGGAUCUAUAUUUUUAUUUUGGACAGAAACUGAUUUUUUUUACAGGACUCCUCCCAUGCAGUUGAUACACAUUGUAGUAUACUUGUAUAUGCACAAAUACUACAUGAGUUGUUCAGGUUAUUGUUUUUUUUUUAAUAUGUAGGAUAUUAGAAUAAGAGGCAGGAAAACCUUGAAAUACCUGCAAAACCCUAUCCCAUUUCAACUCUCCCCAGAAGUAAAAGUGAGAGCUCCAUUGCUUUCCACCUUGCCACCCCAAUCCAGGGUAUCAUAGAGAGGAUUUGGGUUUUUAAAAAUAUUUUAAUCAGAUAUAAGUUGGAUUAGUUGGCCUCCAAAUUUCCUUCCAACUCUCAGGAUUCUCAUGAGUCAGUGUUGUAACUUUUUCCCUAUCUUUCUCCAUUAAAAUUAAAAGAAAAAAAGGAAAUGUGAAAGGAAGAAUAGAAAGGUUAGGAUUCCACAUAUACACACACCCCUACCACCCCCACUUCUCUCAUGGAUACCUUUGUUAAUUGGUUUAAGCAUUCUAGCUGCCAAUAAAUUAUGAUUUCAGAUGAUAUGAUCAUAGAUAAGGACCUGAAAGGGACCUCAAAAAGAAUCAGUGUCCUCAUUUUCCAGGUGAAGAACUAAAACGCAGUGAAGUAAGAGAUUUGCCCAGAAUCACACAGUUAUGUCACAGUCCAAGACAAGCAUUUUUUUUUAAACCCUUACCUUCCUUCUGGGAGUCAAUACUGUGUAUUGGCUCCAAGGCAGAAGAGUGGUAAGGGCUAGGCAAUGGGGGUCAAGUGACUUGCCCAGGGUCACACAGCUGGGAAGUGUCUGAGGCCAUAUUUGAACCUAGGACCUCCCGUUUCUAGGGCUAGCUCUCAAUCCACUGAGCUACCCAGCUGCCCCCGACAAGCAUUUUUAAAGUAGAGAUUGGGUAGGAUUCCAUUGUUCAUGAUACUUAAAGGUGUCUGCUUCUCCCUCCUCAUUUCCUUCCUCUGUCCCCAACCCUUUAAAAUUUCUGUAGACAGUGCUUUGUUUGAAAUCAAGGUAGUGGCCACAUUUGGCCCAGAAUGCAAGAGAAUGGUAGGAGAUGUGUGGUGAGGAAAGGGCCUUAUGGCACAUUAGUUGACAGAGAACAUCGCUUAUCCCUAAAACCAGCCAGUGCAUUCCUUCCUGGAGUGAAGCCUCUCUCUGAUCAUCUGAGCAAAUCUCUGUAUCUCCAGAUUUUAGAGUUCUCCCAGGAGCAUAUAUGAGUCUUGCAGGUCCCAGCUCUUAUGGUCAGUGACAGAGCCGAAGCUUGAUGGGGUGGAGAGAUCAUUGCAUAAUGGUGCCAAUCAACAAGCUACAGAAUGGGGCAGCUAGGAUCAGAGUCACCUGGCCAGGUUUUUGCUUUUGUUUGUUUGAACUCUUGAACCCUUUUAUGGUGUACAGGGUUUUCUUGGUUUGCCCUUUAUGCUAUCCUAUAGCAUACAUGCUUUCCCAUAGGAUAAAGAGCCCAUACGCAGAUUUCCAUUUUGGGAACCAAACAGCAUGCUCAAACUUUCUUCAGAUGCCCAUAGUCAUAAGCACACAGACAUACAAAAAUCUGGAAAAACUGCUAGAAUCAUCAGGGUCCCCUUUUUUCUCUUCUUUUUUUAAGCUGAAGUCCCCUCUCUGUGUUAUCCAGGGCACCAUUUCUUCUUUUUAUUUAUUGGAAACAGAUCUUUCAUCUAUUUUCCUCCUUGUUCAAUGUGCAGUUGCUAUCCAUCUUGCAAGUAGCACCAACAUCUGGGAUAAAAAUUUACCUCAUCCCAGUACGGAUGAUCCAUGAGAGGUAGUUCCAGCAACAAGGUACAGUUCAGUAUUAGGAAGGUACUUUUGAGGUUAUCUUAGAGCAUGCCAGCUCUCACAGGCCAGCCUUCCCCUCCCCAUUGCUCAGCGUGUCCAAUUAUCAGACCUUUCCCACCCCCUUCCCCCAGCUGCAGCAUCCUGUGUCCUUUCUGCCUUGGAGAGUCGGUGUUUAAGGGAGGUAUGAGGCUGAGGAGACCAGGCUCAGCGUAGCACUGGCUCCAAGGAAGGUCUGCAAGUGGUACUUCUGUUUAACCAUCUCUGUCUCUUUGAAGAAAGAAGAAGAAUUGAUUUAGGCCAACUCACAUUUUCAGACUUGGACUCUUCAACAACCAACAGUGUUUCCAUUCUUACAAUGUAUGUGCCUUAUUUUAUGUUAAUAUUGUCAACAAGAGGGACCAAGACAUUUUGCCCAGUGAGCGCAUGGAGAGUGCCCUCAUUGGUCAGCCAAGAGCACACACUAUUUCCCAUAAUCUGAUCCAUUGGGUAAACUUCUGAUGCUGGUUGUUUACCUGUCUGAAUGUUCUCUGGAAGAGUUUCCUUUUGUGUAUCUUGCAGAUGUGUGUAAGAUAACCCCCCAGCCCUCCCCCACCAAACCCCCCCUUCUUUUUAGUUGUUUUUUUUUUAAUAAAGUGUGUAAUCCUUUCUUUUAAAAAUGUAAAUACAUUUAUGUAUCGUAGGACUAGUGUUGGGGUAUUACAGGGCCUUUGGUCCUCCUUUGGAUAAACCUGCAGUUGUGAUGGGAUGCUUUAAAGCCUCCCAUCAAACUGAAGGGUUUAUAGCACCAUGGACAGAACCCCUGGAGUUUUGCUUUCAGAACCACUUAGUUCUUUCAUAACAAAGAAAAACAAUGUUUCUUACAAUGUCAAUAAAAAGCCCUUUGUACUUAAA
Molecule: messenger RNA, 9616 nt
Organism: Monodelphis domestica (gray short-tailed opossum)
Lineage: Eukaryota; Metazoa; Chordata; Mammalia; Didelphimorphia; Didelphidae
Source: RefSeq, a predicted model, not a curated record